Messenger RNA from Adineta ricciae, 1389 nucleotides. The record is from the annotation of a GenBank genome assembly. Lineage: Eukaryota; Metazoa; Rotifera; Eurotatoria; Adinetida; Adinetidae.
AUGCACUCGAUUCACCAGCAUAUAGCUCCAUCUGUUGAAAACUUGGAUCCCGGUGUUGAUAACAUCGACUGUAUGGCCGAACAGCCACAAGAAUCAUCAGACAAAAAUGUCGAAAUAUGGAAAAUCAAGAAGUUAAUUAAAAGUUUAGAGGCAGCUAGAGGCAAUGGUACAAGCAUGAUUUCAUUAAUCAUUCCACCUCGAGAUCAAAUACCACGUAUUGCCAAAAUGCUCGCUGAUGAAUAUGGUACAGCAUCUAACAUCAAAUCACGUGUCAAUCGACUAUCUGUUCUCUCUGCCAUUACUUCGGUACAAGCUCGACUCAAACUUUAUAACAAAGUACCAAACAAUGGUCUUGUUAUCUAUUGUGGAACAAUCGUCACAGAUGAUGGCAAAGAAAAAAAAGUUAACAUCGAUUUCGAACCUUUUAAACCAAUCAAUACUUCACUAUAUCUUUGCGACAAUAAAUUUCAUACCGAAGCAUUACAAGCAUUAUUAGCUGAUGAUUCUCGCUUUGGCUUCAUCGUUAUGGAUGGUAAUGGUGCAUUAUUUGGCACCUUGCAAGGUAAUUCGCGUGAAGUGAUCACGAAGUUUUCAGUUGAUCUACCGAAAAAACACGGUCGUGGUGGUCAAAGUGCACUUCGAUUUGCUCGACUUCGUAUGGAGAAGCGUCAUAACUACGUGCGAAAAGUUGCCGAAACAGCCGUUCAAUGUUUCAUCACAGAUGAUAAAGUCAAUGUGGCCGGAAUCAUUCUUGCUGGUCUCGCCGAUUUCAAAACCGAACUUCAUCAAUCUGAUAUGUUCGAUCCUCGUUUACAAGUCAAAGUUUUGAAACGAGUCGAUGUUUCAUACGGUGGAGAGAAUGGUUUUAAUCAAGCGAUUGAACUAGCAGCUGAAACACUUGGUGACGUCAAAUUUAUUCAAGAAAAGAAGCUGAUCUCUCGAUAUUUCGAUGAAGUUUCACGAGAUUCUGGUCAAUAUUGUUUCGGCAUCGACGAAACGUUGAAAGCCCUGGAGAUGGGUGCGGUCGAAACAUUGAUCGUUUGGGAAAACUUCGAUGUUAUGCGUUUUGUCUUACGUAAUCCACAAACACAAGAAACGAAAGUUUUACACUUGCGAGCUGAUCAAGAAAAAGAGAAAUCGCAUUUUCAAGAUAAAGAGUCAGGAGUGGAAUUAGAACACGUGGAAGAACUGCCUUUAUUAGAAUGGUUUGCCAAUAAUUACAAGAAUUUUGGAGCCACGUUGGAAAUUGUGACUGAUAAGAGUCAAGAAGGGUCUCAGUUCGUUCGUGGAUUUGGCGGCGUUGGAGGUAUUCUUCGAUACAAAGUCGACCUUCAAAAUUUGAACGUUGAUGAAGAUGCUGAACCAAUCGAUUACAGUGAUUAUGAUUAA